CCUGUGCAAUAAAAAUACAUGAAGAGAAUUGAGGAAAAGGAGAAGAUUGGCCGGGGGAAAAGCAACAACACGGCUGUUAUUCCUUUCUUCACGUUCCGCUCGUGAACCGUGGACUUGAGCUCUCUUCUGAGGCGCACUGGGAUGUUUUUUCGCCUCUCUAUCAAGAGCUCGGGCAGAAAUGUUGUGUUAUGUGCGGCUUUCUUGGCUUUUUGAGCGCACCGAGAGAGAUAACUGUACUGUAUCCCAGCCUAGCGGAUUGGAGUGAAAGUCCGCCAUAUUCUGCCUUACCACGCCCGGGAGUCGAGCCAUUGGAAAAUAAACGGACAGCCUUAUUCAUGCGUUUUUCUUGUUGCCCUCAUCCGCAGACGGUAACCUGAACGCGAGGGAUUUCGUUUAAUGAAAAAUAUCAACAUUGACGACUUUGAAGAGAGGGUGGCCCGGCUCGGAUGACAAUGCUUAACGAGAUCACACUGAGCAGUACAGAGGAUGUGUCUUAAAAGGAUCUGUUGAUCAUAUUGAGACGGGAAAGCAGAUUACACCAAUUAAGAUUGCACAGAUAUUCCACCGAAACCGCUUUGGACUGUUGUUUUGAAGCUGUCGGGAGGCCCCAGAAAAGCGAAGCGAAGCAAGGGGAGGGGGUGGGGGGGUCAAUAAUUUCUCAAAUAUCUAAUUUUCCUUUCCACCACAAUCUGUGCGCUGUUGGGACUCAUUAUAAGGGCGUCCACGCGUUAUUUCACCACCAGUAGGCCUGUAUGAGGACGUUAUUUGGCAUUCACAGGCCUGUUUUUUUUUCUUUCUUUCUUUCUUUUCCUUUCUUUCCUUCUGCCCCUGAAAUCUGGAUGAAUCACUGAGAGGGGAAAGGAGUGCGAGUUUUACAAAAGGAGAGAGAAUGACCCUGGAAUCCAUAAUGGCGUGUUGCCUCAGCGAGGAGGCGAAAGAAGCCAGGCGGAUCAACGACGAGAUCGAAAGGCAGCUCCGCCGGGAUAAGAGGGACGCACGCCGGGAGCUGAAACUGUUGCUUCUCGGCACUGGGGAAAGUGGGAAGAGCACAUUUAUCAAACAGAUGAGGAUUAUCCACGGAACCGGUUACUCUGACGAGGACAAAAGGGGCUUCACCAAGCUGGUCUAUCAGAACAUCUUUACGUCCAUGCAGGCCAUGAUCCGAGCCAUGGAGACGCUCAAGAUCCCCUACAAGUAUGAGCACAACAAGGCUCACGCCAACAUAGUGAGAGAGGUAGAUGUAGAGAAGAUCAACAAGCUUGAGAAUCCCUACGUCGAUGCAAUCAAGAGCUUAUGGAACGACCCGGGCAUCCAGGAGUGUUAUGAUCGAAGGCGGGAAUACCAGCUCUCGGACUCUACUAAAUAUUACCUGAACGCACUGGAUCGGAUCGCUGAGCCAGCCUACCUUCCCACCCAGCAGGAUGUGUUGAGGGUUCGAGUUCCAACCACAGGCAUUAUUGAAUACCCAUUUGACCUGCAGAGUGUCAUAUUCAGGAUGGUGGAUGUCGGAGGUCAGAGGUCAGAGAGGAGGAAGUGGAUCCACUGCUUUGAAAACGUCACGUCAAUCAUGUUCCUGGUAGCCCUCAGCGAGUACGACCAAGUUUUGGUGGAGUCGGAUAACGAGAACCGGAUGGAGGAGAGUAAAGCUCUGUUUAGGACAAUAAUCACAUACCCCUGGUUCCAAAACUCCUCAGUCAUUCUGUUCCUCAACAAGAAGGACCUGUUGGAGGAGAAGAUUAUGUACUCUCAUCUGGUUGACUACUUCCCAGAGUAUGAUGGUGAGUAUUGAAUGAUUUAAGAGUGCUUGUACCAAAACACUGACAGAGCUUACGCUAAGCCCCAAAAUCAAGACUGUCGAGGUGUUUUUGAGUAAAGACGUCAUAUUUUGUUUAACUCUUAAACAUGUUCACA
This is a messenger RNA of Neolamprologus brichardi, 1911 nucleotides long. The record is from RefSeq and is a predicted model, not a curated record. Lineage: Eukaryota; Metazoa; Chordata; Actinopteri; Cichliformes; Cichlidae.